This is a messenger RNA of Lagopus muta (rock ptarmigan), 972 nucleotides long. RefSeq names its product olfactory receptor 14C36-like. Gene Ontology annotation, biological process: G protein-coupled receptor signaling pathway. Gene Ontology annotation, molecular function: olfactory receptor activity; G protein-coupled receptor activity. The coding region runs from base 13 to 972 and encodes 319 amino acids. Gene Ontology annotation, cellular component: membrane. Lineage: Eukaryota; Metazoa; Chordata; Aves; Galliformes; Phasianidae. The record is from RefSeq and is a predicted model, not a curated record. The transcript has a single exon.
CAGGAACUGCAGAUGCCCAACAGCAGCUCCAUCAGCCAGUUCCUCCUCCUGGCGUUGGCAGACACGCGGCAGCUGCAGCUCCUGCACUUCUGGCUCUUGCUGGGCAUCUACCUGGCUGCCCUCCUGGGCAACGGCCUCAUCAGCACAGCCGUAGCCUGCCACCACCGCCUGCACACCCCCAUGUACUUCUUCCUCCUCAACCUCGCCCUCCUCGACCUGGGCUGCAUCUCCACCACUCUCCCCAAAGCCAUGGCCAAUGCCCUCUGGGACACCAGGCACAUCUCCUAUGCAGGAUGUGUUGCCCAGACCUUUCUGUUUGUCUUUCUCAUGUCAGCAGAAUAUUCUGUCCUCACCAUCAUGUCCUAUGACCGCUACGUUGCCAUCUGCAAGCCCCUGCACUACGGGACCUUGAUGGACAGCAGAGCUUGUGCCACCAUGGCAGCAGCUGCCUGGGCCAGUGGAGUUCUGAAUGCUCUGUUGCACACUGCCAAUACAUUUUCACUGCCUUUCUGUCAAGGCAAUGCUGUGGAUCAGUUCUUCUGUGAAAUCCCUCAGAUCCUCAAGCUCUCCUGCUCAAAUUCCUACUUCAGGGAAGUUGGGCUUAUUUUCUGUAGUGUCCUUGUCUUAUCCGGAUGUUUUUUAUUCAUUGUUGUGUCCUAUGUGCAGAUCUUCAGGGCCGUGCUGAGGAUGCCCUCUGAGCAGGGGCGCCACAAAGCCUUCUCCACGUGCCUCCCUCACCUGGCUGUGGUCUCCCUGUUUGUCACCACUGGCUUUUUUGCCAAUCUAAGGCCCCCCUCCAUAUCAUCUCCAUCCCUGGACCUGGUGGUGUCAUUUCUGUACUCAGUGGUGCCUCCAACAUUUAACCCCCUCAUCUACAGCAUGAGGAACCAGGAGCUUAGGGAUGCAGUGAGGAAAAUGAUGUCAUGGCCACAUUUCAGCAGGCAUAAGCUUUUAUUCUGUCUCUACAUAUGA